GUGUGAAUGGAUUGACUGAUGUUUACGUCGAGUAUUGAGACGAUUGUGGCGUCGGAUGUGAUGACCAGUUGGACACCGAAUACGACACUCAUCUCAAUGCCACUCACGUCUUGAGACACGACUGCCAUCGAUGGACACGACGACAGACACGACCCGCCAAUCGGCUGAUGGACUCCGCGACAGCGCCUGUCGUCCAGGCAAUCAGUUACCACUCAUCGCCUCGUCUGGGGAUGAGUUGAUGGCCACCGAUGGCGGCGACGACCCUCUGGAGGGAUAUCUUCACAAAUUGAGUUCCAGAGGACCGUUGCGGGCGAUGAAGAAGCGGUGGUUUGUGUUCAACGCAACCAAUUGUGUCCUCUAUUACUACCGAACGAGAGAUGAUUUGGUGCCCAUCGGAGAGGUGGACAUCAGGAGAGCCACGCUCACCAUCAAGACGCCCACCCUUUUCACCAUCAUUUCGGUGGCCAAAGAGGUGACACUCGAGGCCCACGACAGCCAACAGUGUCUCCAUUGGUUGACACGACUGCAGGCGCUGCGCAAGAAGUACAUCAUAGGUCUGGCGAACAGGUUUGGCGUCAAACUAGCCGUCAAUCACAUCAACCAAGACAUCAGUUAUGAUCGUAAGAAUGACGCCGACAUCGAUGGCUCGCGUUCUGUGUUCUACGACCAGUCCGUCGACAACCAAAUGAGUGAAUCCACGCACUCCUCGCACUCGUCCAAGAGUUGGACGCAAUCAUCGAAAUGCGAGAACAACUCGAUGUCUCCUAAAGAGACGGACUCUCCGUCCGCUAAACACAAGAUAUUCGGCAGUUUUGUCCACAAAAUGAAGGCCAGAAAUGUAGACAUUCCUCAGCAGUCGUCGCGACGCGUGGACAGCAUCUCGAGUCCCAUCAGAAGUCUAUUGAAAUUAAGUGAUAGAAACAGUGAAUCCUUUUGCGGCAAAUGUCGCGUCUCGGAGGCGCAGUUGGUCUCACUGUCGGACGACUUGUCGGCCGUUGAGAUCGAACUGCAGGCCAGCCGUGAGGCCAUCCGACUGCUGAAGAAGCAGUUGGAGAUCGUCGGCGACGAGAAGAAGCUCUUGGAAGACAUCUGUAGGAACGGCGCGAAUAUGAGUGCAAACGACUUGUUGACCAAAUUGUGUCAAAAUAACGAAGAGUUGACUGAUUUGCGGAUCAAAUUGAGAGCGACUGAAGCGCGCGAAGAGUCGCUUCGCAGCCAAAACCAGACGCUGAAGACAGAGCUCGACAAACGCAACGAAGAGUUGAGUGUUUUGCAGGAAAUGCUGAAAUCGCGGGACGAGAUGUACGUCUCGCUCACGCAUCAGAUCUACACAUUGGAGGCGGAGAAAGGCGAGGGCUUUAGUCCACUGCCUGUCGCCAACGAGUGCGGCACCGAAUCGACGGCCACUCCGAAGCUGAUUAAAGUGCAGACCAAUGAGUUGGAGAGCCUCCGGGACACUGUCCGGGCCUUCGAGACGCAGAACGAGUUCCUCAACAAAGAGAUCGUCGAACUCAACGAAUUGCGAAAC
This is a messenger RNA of Oppiella nova, 1528 nucleotides long. Lineage: Eukaryota; Metazoa; Arthropoda; Arachnida; Sarcoptiformes; Oppiidae. The record is from the annotation of a GenBank genome assembly.